CCAACCCCCGCCCGCGCCCGCGCGGCGCCGGCGCCACCACCACACGGCACGAUGCGGUGCUCGUCUCAGCUCUCCCACCGCGACUUCGUCGCCGUGCUCUCCCGCUGCUCCACCCGCGCGCACCUCGAGCAGCUCCACGCCCACGCCUUCGUCGCGGGGCGCGCCGCCGCGCAGCCCACCACCUUCCACCUCCUCCGCUUCGCCGUCCUCCGCCUCUCCUGCCUCCCCUACGCGCGCCGCCUCUUCGACGCCACGCCCCACCCCAAUGUCUUCCUCUACUCCGCCAUACUCUCCGCCUACGUCUCCUCCUCCGCAGCCGCCGCCUCGUCCCCUGCCUCCCACGCGCACGCCCGCGACGCGCUCGAGCUCUUCCUCCGCAUGCUCCGCCGGGGCCGCCCGGCCCCCAACCAGUUCGUGUACCCGCUCGCGCUCCGCGCCGCCUGCGCCGUCGGCGUCCACCUCGUCAGGUCGAUCCACUCCCACGCCUGCAAGAGCGGUUUCUGCGAAUACGAUGUCAUAAGGACCUCGCUCCUCGAUGGUUACUCGAGGUACGGGAUGAUGGCCGACGCGCGCAAGCUGUUCGAUGGUUUGACCGAGAGGAACGUGGUCUCCUGGACCGCGCUGAUGUCCGGGUACGCAAGGGCCGGGAAGGUUGGGGAUGCGAUCGUGCUCUUCGAGCGGAUGCCCGAGAGGGACGUGGCUGCAUGGAACGCAAUCAUCGCGGGCUGUACUCAGAACGGGCUGUUUGUGGAGGCUGUUGGGAUUUUGGGGAGGAUGGUGGGCGAGGGGUUCCGGCCAAAUGCAACCACAGUUUCUUGUGUGCUAUCUGCAUGUGGGCAUCUUGGGAUGCUGAAGAUUGGGAAGUUGAUCCACUGCUAUGCGUGGCGGACCUGUGUUGGUUUUGGCUCAUCCGUUCUGAAUGGGUUGAUUGAUAUGUACGGUAAAUGUGGGAACCUAAAGGGGGCAAGAUGGAUCUUUAAUGAGCUUUCAGAUAGAAGCCUGACCACGUGGAAUUCUCUGAUCAAUUGUCUUGCAUUACAUGGGCGCAGCGAGUGUGCAAUCGCUGUGUUUAAUGCGAUGAGGGAUGAAGGGGUUGAACCUGAUGUGGUUACUUUUGUUGGACUGUUGAAUGCAUGCACUCAUGGAGGGUUCGUUGAUGAAGGACUUAGAUACUUUGAAUUAAUGCAACAUGAGCAUGGAAUUGAGCCAGAGAUUGAGCAUUAUGGGUGCAUUGUCGACCUUCUUGGUCGGGCAGGCCGGUUUCAGGAUGCACUGAAUGUUAUCAGCAAUAUGAGGAUCGAAUCAGAUGAAGUCAUAUGGGGAUCAUUGCUAAAUGCAUGUAGAGUACACAGACAACUAGAACUGGCUGAACUUGCAAUCAGGAAGUUACUAGAGUUGGAUCCAAAUAAUGCUAACUAUGUAGUGAUGCUGGCAAAUGUUUACAGUGAAGGUGGCUUGUGGGAAGAGGUGAGGAAAGUAAGGAAGUUUGUGAAGGAGGAGACUAUAGGCAAGAAGCUGCCUGGUUGUAGCUGGAUCGAGGUGGACCGCAAGAUACACCGGUUUUACUCUGGUGAUGAUGCACAUCCUCAGUCAGAGGAUAUAUAUGAUACUCUUGAUGAUUUAGCAGCCUCAAUGGAACUGUGACAAAAUAUACUGCCAGUUAAAAAUGUUUCCAGAAGCUUACAUAGCUGCAUAACUUUCAUAAAUUCGCUUCAUUAUUGGAAAGUCAUGAGCUUAACAUCUGUGCAGUAAACAAAGUGGGCUCCCCUAGUUAAGCAUCUGACCUACCUCUAACAUAUUUAUCAGAGGUACACAAGAAGGCGUUCCAUCAAAGCCUUUUAUCAAUCUACUUCAUGGCAAGAAGCAAGAGUUUUGCAGAUCUAGAUGAGGAUGGAACAUGGGAUGGAUAGAUACUAGAUCAAGAAAAGUGAAACAUUCAGAAUCUGGAGGCUGGAGAAGAGCUUUGCAAUUGCUGAUAGUUAAAAUACAUCUUUUUACCAUUUGUCGCACCAGUUAGUGAUUACCGUUUUGAGCCUGACAUUUCGCAACCAGUAUACAUAGUGGAAAUGACUGAAACAAACUUGAAAGGUGUUGUCAGAUUACUUGAACUAGGUAGUAUAUUUUUAAUAUUCAUUGUACUGACAGUAUAACAAAUUACUAUUCUAGUCUUUUGUCGGUACUCGUUGUAUGUCCGCAUUGUUUGGAUCAGAUGAGAAUAGAACAUGGGAAUGGUAGAUCAAGAAAAAUGCAGAAUUCAGAAUCUGAAAACUAGAGAAGAUCCUUGCAAUUGCUGAUGGCUGAAAGGCAUCGGUUGCCACAUGUUACACCAGUUGGUGAUUACUUAUUUGAGCCGGUCAUUUCACAACAGCGCUGUUGCUCAAUGGCAGUGUUUAGAGUUUAGACGAAUGCGUCUAACCUAGAAACCUGUUUCAUUUAGGGGUGUUUGGUUUGAGUAGUGGGAGGGUGAUGGUUCAUUGAUCCUAGCUCCGAACCUAACCUGCCUUUUGGAAUGGGUUGACCUACCACCAAUUCACCACCUCACUUAUCACAAGCAUAUUGUUGGUAUGAUUUGAGGAAUUGUGUUAUUGCACCAAAAUUUAUGUAUUGACCCCUCAAACAAAGUACAUAACACCUUAUUAGGUUAAUUAGCAAUUUGCGAUUUGGAAGGUAUAUUGCAUGCAUAUUCGGAAGGCUCAUGUCUUAAUGUAUUCGAUGAUGUGAUCAUGAGGCCCAAGACCAGUAAACUGUGCAACCCACAGUUGAGCACUCAAGUUUACCCUCAUCUCUUUUUGGUACUUUCUCAACUUGGUAUUAUCUCAUUUUUGGUCCUUAAUUAUGUUGCUGUUUUGUAGUAUGGUUUUAACAAAACCUAUUAUGCUCAGUGCUAAUUAAUGAAUGCUGUUAUUUAGAGUGACUGCUAACCUUGUCCUUACACUAUUUGAUUACUUAUGCCUCGUUAUCUUGUACAGUACAAUGGACUAAAAAAAUGAGAUGGGAGAAGCUAAAGAUGAACCAGAAACUGCCAUGUAUUCCAUUUACUGGCACAGAAGGGUAUUGAUUCAUUGUUGGUUCAUGUGUUCCCAUCCAUGGAUCUUGUCUCCACCACUUGGUAAAAAGUUGAUUCUUUUGACCGAAGAGAUCAAGAUUCAAGGUUAUGGAGGGAGUUACGAGAUGCUCGUGAGUUCCAUACCAUCCAGCUCGUAUAUAUUGUCACAUGGCUGGAUCAUGGUAGAAAGAACAUGGGCAAAUGGCCGCCGUACGUUGCCACUGCAACCCUGCCAGCAAAGAUGGAGGUAGAAAAGGAUGGUGCAGGUUGUGCAACAAACAUACAGGGUACAGUGACAGGGACCGACGAUUUGGAAAGGUGAGAAUAAAAGUACUCUAUCGUCUUGGUCUGGAAUAAUUCCAAUGCAUUCCAAUACCUCGCCAUGUAAAUGGCGAACGGUACAUGCCACCCUGACCACCCAAAACCAGCCAAAAAAUUUGGUCAAUCCAACAUCUGAGCUCGUCCAAAUAAAGGCGGGAUAUAAGUGACUGGAGUGAUAGGCAGUCAUGUCAUAUACUCUUAUCCCAACAACUUUUUUAGGGUUUCUGAUUUACUCCAUCCAUUCUCUUCAAUAGAUUUAUUUUCAAAACUGAAAUAUUCUGUUUUGAUAGUCCUAUUUGAUAGUAAGGAUAGUAAGGGGUUUGCGCGGAAAA
Molecule: messenger RNA, 3699 nt
Organism: Setaria italica (foxtail millet)
Lineage: Eukaryota; Viridiplantae; Streptophyta; Magnoliopsida; Poales; Poaceae
Product: pentatricopeptide repeat-containing protein At1g33350
Exons: 3
Coding region: 52-1644 (530 amino acids)
Biological process (GO): RNA modification
Molecular function (GO): protein binding; RNA binding
Source: RefSeq, a predicted model, not a curated record